This is a messenger RNA of Polychytrium aggregatum, 552 nucleotides long. RefSeq names its product Mpv17/PMP22 family protein. Lineage: Eukaryota; Fungi; Chytridiomycota; Chytridiomycetes; Polychytriales. The record is from RefSeq and is a predicted model, not a curated record. Gene Ontology annotation, cellular component: cytoplasm; membrane. Bases 1 to 552 code for a protein of 183 amino acids. The transcript has 5 exons.
AUGGGCUUUCUCAAAUGGUACGACGGUAUGCUCGUCGCCCGACCCUAUCUCACCCAAGCGAUCUCGACGGGAAUCCUCUUUGGCUCGGGCGAUGUGAUUGCACAGCAGGCAGUUGAGCGCCGGGGUUUACCGAGCCACGAUGCCAUCCGAACCCUGAGGCUCACGCUCUAUGGAACUGCAGUAGCGGGACCAGCCUGUGCCUACUGGUAUCGCUUUCUGGCUCGGUUCAUCAAGUUCGAGAACAAGGCCGCAGCCAUGACCGCCAGGGUGGCCAUGGACCAAGGGCUCUUUGCACCAUCGUUCAUCGGUGUCUUCUUCACGGCAAUGUCCACGAUGGAGGGCAAGUCCCUGGCGGAGACCUGGCAAAAGCUCAAAGAGACCUAUCCCUCGGCCCUGGUCAACAACUACAAGCUGUGGCCGGCGGUGCAGUGCAUCAACUUUUACCUCAUCCCAGUCAACUACCAGCUACUCUUUGUGAACACCGUAGCGCUCGGAUGGAACAGCUAUCUUUCGUAUGCCUCGGCGCAGCCACGGAAGGUUCAUGUUGAGUAG